ACUGUCAGUCUUAGUUCAGGCACGUGGUCACUUACAAACGUCAAGAGAGGCUAGAAGAUUUCUCACAACUAGUGAUGGUAGACUGUAAUACAAACUACUAAGCCAACAUCCAAAAAUAUGACGCCUCCCUAAGAGGGCAUCUAUAGACUACAUUUCUUCCCGUCUCGUUUGACGUUGAAAAUCAGGUGUUUUCUGUCGCAUUGUUGGCAUUCUUUGUUGUAUGCGUCCGGUAGGUAUCCACCCCGCGGAACUUACACAACUCUUCCGAAAGUAGACAGCGCGACGACUUGUCAUUGAUUGUUCAGAAGAAGGGGGAUUUUGAACUUCAACGCAAUCAUGCUGCCAGUGGUCUACUCCUUGACCUACUUGACCUAACUAACUAUAUUUUAUAGAGGCGAGUUGCCCGUUUCAGGAACUUCAAAAGUUAGAAGAACUUUGAAAACGCAGCCUGUUGUUUGGACAUUCAAAGAGGAUAGUCGGCAUGCAGGUCGGUCGGUGUUCUUGCUUUCUUUAAGGUAUAUCGACCUAAGUCAUGAGGUUCAACGGAUACCUAGAAGUCCGGAUUGGUGAGGCAGUGGAUCUAAAACCAACAUCCUACUCAAAACGGCACUCGAUUAGACCAAGUUUGAAGUCCCAUUUGUUGGACCCUUACAUUGUGGCAAAAGUUGAUGAUGUCAGAAUUGGACAGACUCAAACGAAGUCCAAAACGAACAGUCCAACAUACAAUGAGAGCUUGUGCUCGCAAAUUCGUGAUGGGAAAGUUCUGGAGCUGGCCGUGUUUCACGAUAGUCCAAUUGGAUACGACGACUUUGUGGCCAACUACACUAUUCAGCUGGAGGAUAUGAUAGAAACAUCCAAUACGAAGACGUUUGAGGGAUGGAAGCUGACCCAGGUCUCCUAUGUCAUUUCCUGUUCCCUCUCCCUGCUUCAGGUGGCGCUGGAGCCAGAGGGACGUGUCUUUGUCACCAUCUCCCUCACUGGUUCCUUCACCGAUGAUGCAGCGAUUGUAAAUGGGCCAAAGAGUCAUAAGAGGCUGAUGAGGAAGAAAGCCCUGAAGAGGAAGGUACACCAAAUCAACGGCCAUAAGUUCAUGGCCACCUACCUAAGGCAGCCCACCUUUUGCUUCCACUGCAAGAAUUUCAUAUGGGGUGUAUUUGGCAAGCAAGGUUACCAGUGUCAAGUGUGCACCUGUGUGGUCCACAAGCGAUGUCACAGCCAUGUGGUGACCGAAUGCCCUCGCAUGAAGAAAACCGAUGAAGAACAGGGUCCCAGUCAAGGCUUCAGCAUCAAUCUCCCCCACAUUUUCAAGAAGCACAACUACAAGGUGCCCACCUACUGCAACCACUGCGGUUCUCUGCUCUAUGGUCUGGUCAAACAAGGCGUGCAAUGCCAGGGUUGCAAGAUGAAUGUCCAUAUUCGUUGUCAGGAGAACGUGGCGCCUAACUGUGGUGUGAACACUGCUGAGUUGGCCCGCACGCUGGCAGACCUAGGCCACAAGCCAGGACCCUCCACUCAGCGAAUGACCGCCAUUGUAAAGCCGAGAGCUGUGGGGGAGCCAGAACUCCCAGAGCCCACGUUGCAGAGGGUGGGGCUGGAGGACUUCACCUUCCUGCAGGUGCUGGGCAAAGGCAGCUUUGGCAAGGUGAUGCUGGCGUGCAUGAACAGCACGGAGAUGGUGUACGCUGUGAAGAUGCUGAAGAAGGACGUGAUCCUGCAGGACGAUGAUGUGGAGGCGACCAUGACUGAGAAGAGAGUGCUGGCUCUCACCAACCACCACCCCUACCUCACACAGCUCUACUACUGCUUUCAGACAUCGGACCGUCUUUUCUUUGUCAUGGAGUUUGUGAAUGGUGGUGACCUUAUGUUCCACAUCCAGAAGUCCCGGCGAUUUAACGAGGGUCGGGCGCGCUUCUACACCGCUGAGGUCACAUGUGCUCUCAUGUACCUGCACUCAAAAGGCGUCAUCUACAGGGACCUAAAGCUGGACAACGUCCUCCUGGACAAAGAUGGCCACUGCAAACUGGCUGACUUUGGCAUGUGCAAAGAGAAGGUGUUCAGGGGGGACACGACCUCCACGUUCUGUGGGACGCCAGACUACAUUGCCCCAGAGAUCAUAGAGGAGAAGCCGUACAGCCACUCUGUGGACUGGUGGGCCUUGGGCGUGCUACUGUUCGAGAUGCUGUCUGGGCACGCUCCGUUCGAGGCGGAGACGGAGGACGAGCUGUUCGAGUGCAUCCGCAGGGAGACCGUGGUCUACUCCUCCUGGCUGAGCAGCGAGGCCGAGGACAUCCUGAAAGGACUCCUGACCAAGGAUCCCCAGUGUAGGUUAGGCUGUGUGGAGAGAGAGGGAGGGGAGGACGCUAUCACAUCACACCCGUUCUUCGCCGGCCUCAACUGGAACAGCCUGAAGAAACGAGAGCUCGAGCCUCCCUUCAAACCCAGAAUAAAAUCGCUGGAGGACGUGAGUAACUUUGACCCAGACUUCACCCAAGAGGAGGCCACACUCACUCCCAUCGAGGAGGGUCUCUUUGCCUUUGGCAACCAGGAGUUUAAAGACUUCUCCUUUACAGCUCAUUCAAUCGAACUCCCCUGCUCUGAUCUCUGAGCCCAUUGCCUCAUAGUUAUUCCCACACAAAGCGGGUCUUCAAAAAAAACUAUGGGUUCUCCAGAAGCUGCCAGCUAUUCUUGGAACUGUUUGACCAUCAAAGCCAGAGAGGGACCAGAGCUUUAAGCAACAAGCACAUCAAAAAGACUGGGCUUUGGUCACUUUGUCUCCUUUGGUAAUAUUCCUGUUUGCUGUGAACGCUUGUGGCAGUACCAUGAAUUUAACUGUCCCGGAACAUCUGUAUGUGUAAUAAUGCAACAUGAAAUGAAUUGCCUAAUACAAAACAGUUGUGAUCAUGACAGUCCUAUUCUCAAGGGGCUUUAUAGUCACACACACACAGUCACACAUGGAAGGGAAAGAUUAACUGAAUAUGUGGAAAGGAAUCCUAAGAGUGUGUUGUGACAGUAAAGCCUUUUAAAUGAUUCAAAAGGCUAGGUGCUCAUGAUUGUGUCACGACAGAAGAAUACAUUUUUUAUGACUCGAACAAACAUGUACCUCUCUGUUUCCACAUAACGAGCACCAACGCCUGAGGCAUGACCUGAGCCCUGUGAAUGGCACCCAUGUAUGGAGAUUGUUUUCCUCGACCUUACCCUCCUCCUGUGAGCUUUGGUUCUGCUUUGAUAGAAUUACCUUUUUUUCGCUUUGCUAGCAAGCUUCUGCUUUCCACAAAUGCUCAAGAGGAGGAUAUUUUUCCACUCAGGUUUCCUAAAUUAGGUCAGACAUUUUGUUUCAGCACCAUCCCAGUGGACAAAUGAUUUGUGAAGAUCUUUAGUACCACUGUUGUUACUGAGAUGUAAUGCCAAGCCUGUGGCUUUGGUAAACAAAUCGCCUGUGGCCUUAUUGGGUCGAUUUGAUUGUGAGAUUAAAGGGACAGAAAUAGCACAGAUGUUUUAUUUUGUUUGUUGUUUUUCGCAGACUUGCAAGUCUGAAAUUCUGAGUAGCUGUAUUGCUAAGGGAUAUAUCCCUGGGGUUUGUAAUACAUUAUUUUAGCACAAACGAGACCUCAGUGAAAGACAGAGCGAGAAAGAGAGAGCGAGAAAGAGAGACCAUUUUAUACUUAACUGCCCUGUGCCCCCAAUAAAUGAACUUGUUACAUAA
Messenger RNA from Clupea harengus (Atlantic herring), 3703 nucleotides. RefSeq names its product protein kinase C, eta, b (gene prkchb). Lineage: Eukaryota; Metazoa; Chordata; Actinopteri; Clupeiformes; Clupeidae. The record is from RefSeq and is a predicted model, not a curated record. Gene Ontology annotation, biological process: protein phosphorylation. Gene Ontology annotation, molecular function: ATP binding; diacylglycerol-dependent serine/threonine kinase activity.